CUUUCCAUGAAACCCUUUUCAGACUACUAAGAAUUGUAAAAAGAGUAACAUUUAAAAUUAGAAAAACCUUUGUAUCUUUAUUUUGACCUCUCCAUUAAGAAAGCAGUUGAAAAAUCAUUCUUGGGUUUUUGGGAAAAUGUUUACCAUCGAUUGAAUGAAUUAAAGUAUAUUUAAGAAUGUAAUUAUUUGAAUUAAUAAACAUAUGUAUGUAUAUUAUUUUUACCCAUGCACUUACCGUCUCGAUUUAUCACUAAACGAUUCUCGCUUUACUUGAAUUCCACAUAGAUGUGGUGCCCACCCACACCACCGCAAGAUGACAACGAUAUCUACAUCGACUACUCGCUGACAUUUAUGUACGAGAUGACUCCCAUACCAGAUGCGGAACUGCCGCCCGUCUACAUCAAGAAAGACUACAAGCGUUCGCGUGGCGAUGCCGGUUUCCCGCUGGAUGGUAGUCGGCGUCCGUUGAAAAUGCGCCGAGAGGAUAACUAUGUUGCGCCUCGUUCACUCUUCGAUCGUCCAUCGGCGGCGAUAGCACGCAUUCGUCGUGAUCUGAAGAAUCAGCGUUAUCGUGGCGUUUUCAAGCCGAACGUGCAAAUACCCGGAUUGAAACCGCAAACGCCACAAAAGCAGCUGGUGGAGCCAGAAGGCAUGGCUGAGUGGACUAUUUUCGAAGACAUCGUGAUUUUGCACGUCUUGGUCAAUCUACAGGGAUUGCCAUGCAAUUUGAUGGUGCUCUCACCGGGUCAUACACCCAAUUGGGACUUGGUUUCGGAAAUUGUUAAUUUCCAAUCGAAAACCUACCGUUCUCCUAAACAAUGCCGUUGGCGCUAUGAAAUGGUAAUACAGCCACGCGAAGAGGGCAAAUUUGUGGAGAGCCCAAAAAAGCAGAAGAAGAUGAAAGCGAUGCUGAAGUCGGAGUACCUUAAGGGGCCACUGCGUUAUCUACGCACUACGCUCAUGUAUGCGAACGACAACAACACCACCUUCACAAAGCUAAUGCGCUCGCGCUUCGAUUGCAUCAAGGCGGCGUAUCUAAAGAAGGCGCCACCACCGAAGCGUCACUUCAAUACGCCGAGCCUCAUGAAUCCCAAACACAUGGAGGUGCUGCAAGAGUUCGGCAUAGUCAACUACGAUCAACCCAUCUCGCCAUUGAAUAUUGCUGCCAUGAAGGCGAAUAAGAUUCGGGAGAAACAGCGUAGUCAAUGCCCACCGCCACCGCCACCAGUGCCGGCGCAGGUGGUGCCAGUGCAGCAGCAGCAACAGACACAACAGCAGACAGCCGCCACUGUGUCCCAGGUGCAAAUACAGGAAAUGGUGGUGCAGCAGCAACAGCAGCAGAAUGUCUCAACAGGCGCAACAGCGGUGCAACAAGCCAGCGCUUUACACGCGCAACAGCUACAAAUCCAGCAUAUACCCAGCAGUAAUGUGCAGGGUGUUACGCAGCAACAAACUGCAACAGCGAUUGUGCUACAGCACGCUGGUUCUAUGCAGCAGUCAGCCGGCACCACGACCCCCCAAACGCAGCAGCAAAUUUUGCGCGCGGGUAUGGGCAAUACGCAGAUUGUAAAGGCCAUAGUGGCGCCGCAGUCGGGUUUACUCACAGCCGGACAAAUGCAGCAACUGACGCAACAGGCAGCAGCCGCGGGUGCGCAACAUGUACAAUUGCAACAACAAGGUACUGUGGGCACCCCCUCCUCCGUCUCGGUGGUGCUGACCACUCCGGUGCAAACGUUACCAUCCAAUGUGCAAUCGGCGCAACAACACGCGCAAUCAUCCACCGCGCAAAUCGUUUCAAUUUCACCCCAGACUAUAGUGUCCACCGGGUCGCAGAGCGGUGGCAGCAUCGUGCAGACUAUACCUUCGCAGUCACUGCCGCAAGUCGUGUCCGUAUCGCAGCUUGCCACUGUGGGCACUGUGCUGACCACGUCGGCGAAUUUGCAGCCCAGCGCCACUGUGACGACAUUGAAUACAUCGGCGCUACGUGCACAACGCAUUGUAGCAGCAACCGCGGGCACACUACAGGAUGUCGUACUCCAGCAGCGCAGCGGCAACCCCAGUCCUACUAUUGUUUCCAUGUCCAAUUUGGGACAGAGCGUGGCGGCCGCACAAUUCCAAGCGGCACAGCUUCGAUUGGCAUCAAUGCCAGGCACUUCGCAGCAGGUCACAAAGGUGCCGGUGAGUACCUUGCAACAGAGCGCCAAGAUUGCAGGCAACGUCGGCGGCAAUCAGCCUGCGCACAUACAACUCUAUCGCCAGCGUCAGCAACUGAAGGUGCUGCAAGCCACGCCAACCCAGGGCGGCAGCCAAACACUCGUACAAACGGCCAGUGGGCAAACAGCGCUGGUGAAUGCCGCUGGCACCAUUAUACAAGGCAGUCUAGUGCAGACCGCUGGUGGACAAGCCACAAUGCAGGUGCAAGGUCAAAAGGUAGCUGUAGCCACUGUAUCGUCAGCCAAUAUGACAGCGGCGGCGUCAAGUGGCGGCGUUGCAACCUCCGUGGCCACAGUGCAGGUGGCGCAUCAAGGCCGCACGCAAUUCAUUAAGCAAGUUGGUGGCAAACAAACUAUAGCGCGUCAAGUGGGCGACGACAUGGUGCUAGUUAAGCGACAGGUGAUUGGCGCGCACCAAAAAGCGCAGGUGCUACAGCAAGGCCAGAUAUUCAAUACGACGGCCACUUCGGCGCAAGGCACUGUACAGCUGCAGCAGCAGCAGGCACAAAGCGCUGUCGGAGGCGGUCAGCAACAAUUACAGUCACAACAGCAGCAAGUGCAACAGGUGACUGCGCAGCAAAUAGCCACACUUGUGAAGACGUCCUCCGGCGCAGGUGUUGUGCAGCAGACCAGCGGUGGGGGUGGCGGCAGUGUAACUGUCUCAACUGGUGGUGGCCAACAAAGCACUGUGAAUAUGGCGCUUACGCACAUCAAGCCCGGCGGUCAGAUAAAGGUGACCACCUCCAUGGCAAAUCAGGCGCAGAUGCGACAGUUGCACAUGCAGCCGUUGAAUAUGCCGCGCAAAAUCAAUCGUAUGACGCAGAUAGCGACGGCCGCGCAGGCUGGCCAGCCGGUUACCACCUCGGUGGGACAGUCACCUUCCGGCGCGACGGUAGUGCAACAGCCUAAAGGUGCCGGCAGCAUGCAGACGCAAUUGGUUCACAUACAGAACACGAAAUCGCUGCCCAGUUCAGUGACUGUGCAGCAAAUACAACAGGUGAUGCGACAGGGGCAGCAGGGAUCGUUGGCAGCCACGGGGCUGGUCCUGAGCAAGACUAGUGUUGGACGCGUUAUACCCGUUUCGGUGGCAUCGCAGUCUAAUCAGCGGCAAACCAUACAGGUGAGGAGAAAUGUGAGAAAU
Molecule: messenger RNA, 3354 nt
Organism: Rhagoletis zephyria (snowberry fruit fly)
Lineage: Eukaryota; Metazoa; Arthropoda; Insecta; Diptera; Tephritidae
Product: helicase domino-like
Biological process (GO): DNA repair
Cellular component (GO): NuA4 histone acetyltransferase complex; Swr1 complex
Molecular function (GO): chromatin binding
Source: RefSeq, a predicted model, not a curated record